AUGUGCUGUUCAAAUACAAGUAAAUCACUAUCCCGAUUGGGUAUAUUGUGGGGUAUGUGUGCGUUAGCAACAUUACUGACCGCAUUUGUUAGUAAUGUAUGGGUUUAUACAAAGGAACCAGUGAAACUUCCUAAUGCAGAUGUUACAACUUCAAUUAGUUUCCGGAUUGGUUUAUGGCGAGUUUGUCCGAGUGUGAAACGUGUUAAUUCCACCAUACAUGUGCCAUCUCCAGCUUGUUCCCUAAUUAAAUAUUCAGGCUGGGAAGAGAUUAAAUACUCUGAUUUAGGAGUAUGGACAUCUUUAGAAUUUACACCUUCGUUCAUUUCUAGAAUGCGUUUAAAAGUUAGUGAAGAUACGAAAUUUUCCGUUCAUCGACAAAAAGAAGAAAGUUAA
Molecule: messenger RNA, 393 nt
Organism: Chrysoperla carnea
Lineage: Eukaryota; Metazoa; Arthropoda; Insecta; Neuroptera; Chrysopidae
Exons: 3
Coding region: 1-393 (130 amino acids)
Source: RefSeq, a predicted model, not a curated record